This is a messenger RNA of Spea bombifrons (plains spadefoot toad), 5907 nucleotides long. RefSeq names its product sodium voltage-gated channel alpha subunit 4 (gene SCN4A). The transcript has 26 exons. Bases 223 to 5721 code for a protein of 1832 amino acids. Gene Ontology annotation, biological process: membrane depolarization during action potential; sodium ion transmembrane transport; neuronal action potential. The record is from RefSeq and is a predicted model, not a curated record. Gene Ontology annotation, molecular function: voltage-gated sodium channel activity; protein binding. NCBI's taxonomy places the organism in Eukaryota, Metazoa, Chordata, Amphibia, Anura, Pelobatidae. Gene Ontology annotation, cellular component: axon; voltage-gated sodium channel complex; plasma membrane.
ACCUGAGAGCUUCAAGUUUUACCUGAAGAACUUUUUGGAUGCUCAGAUUUCAGGCAUGACCAUCUGACAUCAGCUGCAGCUGUCCUGCGAGGAGUCGCCGGCUACGUCUCGGUCACUUCUGGAUAGUGCGAGCCACUGAACUCAACUCCGUGGGGAUCUCUUAUAUGCCUCUGACAAGGUUUUGCCUUCACCAAAUCUUUUACGUAACUACAGAAUGAGAAUAUGGCUAUCAAAUUGCUCCCUCCUGGACCUGACAGUUUGCGUCCAUUUACCAAAGAGUCUUUGGCAGCCAUAGAGAAAAACAUCGAAGAUGAACGCGUCCGAAAAGAAAAGCAGGUCGAAGUGCUUGAUGACGACAUACUCCAACCCAACAUUGGCUUGGAGGCCGGGAAAAACCUACCUCUUAUUUAUGGAGAUCCCGCACCGGAGCUUAUUGGGGUACCUUUGCAGGAUCUAGAUCCUUACUACAGCACCCACAAGACCUUUAUUGUCCUAAAUAAGAGCAAAGCAAUCUUCCGAUUCAGUGCCACCAAAGCCUUGUAUCUCCUGGAUCCGUUUAAUCCCAUCAGAAGAGGAGCCAUUAAAAUUUUGAUCCAUUCAUUAUUCAGCUUGUUUAUCAUGUUGACUAUCUUAACAAACUGCGUUUUUAUGGCCAUGAGCGAGCCACCUCCUUGGUCCAAGAACGUGGAGUACACGUUCACUGGCAUUUACACAUUUGAAUCGUUAACAAAGAUCCUGGCUCGAGGGUUUUGUAUCGACAGUUUCACAUUCCUCCGGGACCCGUGGAACUGGCUGGAUUUCUGUGUCAUUGUCAUGGCUUACACUACGGAGUUUGUCGAUUUGGGGAAUGUUUCUGCCCUCAGGACAUUCCGUGUCCUCCGCGCCCUUAAAACGAUCACAGUAAUUCCAGGACUAAAGACCAUUGUUGGUGCCCUUAUUCAGUCCGUGAAGAAACUUGCAGAUGUGAUGAUCCUCACGGUCUUCUGUCUGGCUGUCUUUGCUCUCAUCGGCCUUCAGCUGUUCAUGGGAAACCUAAGGCAAAAGUGUGUCCGAUGGCCACCACCAUUGGAAGCGUACAUACUCUACGGGGACUUGAACAUCACUUCUGUCAAUAGUACUGUGGAUUUUGGCAACUUGGACUCCAACUCUUCCCUUUACAACACCACAGAACUGUUUUCCAAUGUAUCCAUUGACUGGACACCGUACCUCAAUGAUGAUGCUAAUUUUUACUUCUUGGAAGGAGCAAGCGAUGCCUUGUUAUGCGGGAACAAUAGUGACAGUGGGAAGUGUCCCGAAAGCUACACGUGCAUAAAAACGGGCAGAAACCCCAAUUACGGCUAUACAAGCUACGACUCUUUCAACUGGGCUUUCCUAUCGCUCUUCAGGUUAAUGACUCAGGACUACUGGGAAAACCUAUUCCAGCUGACUCUGAGAGCCGCCGGUAAAACCUAUAUGGUUUUCUUCGUUUUGGUCAUAUUUCUGGGCUCCUUCUACCUGAUCAACCUUAUCCUUGCCGUGGUGGCUAUGGCGUACGCCGAGCAAAAUGAAGCCACCAUCCAAGAAGCCCUGGAUAAAGAGAAGGAGUUCCAGGAGCUGCUCGAGCAGCUAAAGAAACAUCAGGAGGAGCAGGGUCGAAGGAAGUCCAGUGUGGCCUCUUUAGGAAACCUUGACAAUGAGAAGAAAAGGCCUCGGUCAGAAGACGACCUGACCAUGGAUGGUCCUGAGAGGAAGGACCGUAACGGGCGAGCGGUUCCAAAAAUUGUUAUUGAGAAAGUGGAUUCAGUGGAUGAAGAAACAAGUUCGAUGACGUCCGAUCAGCGAAAGAAUUCCAAGGUGCAUUUGGAAGAGCCAACUCUGCAGAAGAGAAUCGGGAGUUCGGCAAGCGUGAUUUCGGAUGCACUGAUAGAAGAGCUGGAGGAAGCCCAACAGAAAUGCCCGCCUUGGUGGUAUAAAUGUGCCAAGACUCUCCUUAUCUGGAACUGGUGUGACCUGUGGGUGAAGUUUAAGGGGUAUGUGCGAUUUGUGGUUAUGGAUCCAUUUGUAGACCUCGGCAUCACCAUCUGCAUCGUCCUGAACACGCUCUUCAUGGCUAUGGAGCACUACCCCAUCACCGAGCAGUUUGCCAAUGUGCUGAACGUCGGAAAUCUGGUCUUCACCGGCAUAUUUGCUGCUGAAAUGUUCUUUAAGAUCAUUGCUCUGGACCCAUAUUUCUAUUUCCAAGAGGGCUGGAAUAUAUUUGACAGUAUUAUAGUCACCCUGAGCUUGGUGGAGUUGGGUCUCGCAAACGUGGAGGGUCUGUCUGUCCUCCGAUCAUUCCGUCUGCUUAGGGUCUUCAAGUUGGCCAAGUCCUGGCGUACCCUGAACAUGCUCUUUAAAAUCAUCGGUAACUCGGUGGGAGCCCUGGGAAACCUCACGCUGGUCCUGGCUAUCAUCGUCUUCAUCUUUGCCGUGGUGGGAAUGCAACUGUUUGGAAAAAGCUACAAGGAGUGCGUGUGUAAGAUAUCCUCGGACUGUACCCUUCCUCGGUGGCACAUGCACGACUUCUUUCAUUCCUUCCUCAUCGUUUUCCGCAUUCUGUGCGGGGAGUGGAUUGAGACCAUGUGGGACUGCAUGGAGGUAGCAGGUCAGGCUCUCUGCCUGAUUGUGUUCCUGAUGGUCAUGGUGAUCGGGAACUUGGUGGUCCUUAAUCUGUUCUUGGCCUUGUUGCUGAGUUCCUUUAGUGCCGACAACCUAUCAGCUUCUGAUGAUGACGGUGAGAUGAACAACCUGAGUAUCGCUAUAGGAAGGAUCACCAGAGGCAUCGACUUUGUGAAGAAAACCUUCAUCUCCCUGCUGCAUUGUAGAUGGAAGGAGAAGACGAAGGAAGAAGCAGAGAAUGAGGACGUGACCAAAGAUGGAAUAUCUCUAAAUCAUGUGUACACCGAACCAGAGCCUAACCUGGACUAUCCUUAUCUCAAUGGGGUGUCCAAGAGAAAUCAAUACAUAAUGGAUGAGUUUGACCAUGUCAAUUUUAUUAACAACCCCCAGUAUAGGAUAGAGGUACCUAUCGCUUCCGAAGAGUCUGACUUUGAUAUUCCAGACACUGAUGAAGUGAGCACUCAAUCCGAGAUAGAAGAGGUGGCCGUAGAACAAAAGAAGAAGUUUGAUGAUGGCUCCUCAGUGUGCAGUACGGUAGAUUACAAGCCUCCUGAGCCAGAUGAAGAAGAAGAUGGUCUUGAACAUAAAGAAGAAGAUGGUCCACAGGAAUGUUUCACAGAAGCCUGUGUAGGAAGAUGCCCUUGUCUCUAUGUCGACAUCACAACAGAAAAAGGAAAAUUAUGGUGGAACAUUCGGAGAACCUGUUUUAUUAUAGUGGAACAUAACUGGUUUGAAACUUUCAUCAUUUUUAUGAUUUUGCUCAGCAGCGGAGCCUUGGCGUUUGAAGAUAUCUACAUUGAGCAGAGGAAAGUUAUUAAGAUCAUGUUGGAGUACGCGGACAAGGUGUUCAGCUACAUAUUCGUGUUCGAAAUGAUUCUUAAGUGGAUCGCGUACGGCUUCAAGGUUUACUUCACCAACGCAUGGUGCUGGCUGGAUUUCUUAAUCGUAGAUGUCUCCAUUAUCAGUUUGACGGCCAACUGGUUGGGUUAUUCAGAACUUGGACCCAUCAAAUCACUACGAACCCUGAGGGCACUCAGACCCUUAAGAGCAUUGUCAAGAUUUGAAGGCAUGAGAGUGGUUGUAAACGCACUUUUGGGAGCCAUACCCUCCAUCAUGAAUGUCCUGUUGGUUUGUUUGAUCUUCUGGCUUAUCUUCAGUAUCAUGGGUGUGAACCUGUUUUCUGGAAAGUAUUAUAAGUGCAUCAACACCACGACCUCGGAGAUGUUUCCACUCAGCGUGGUCAACAACCGUUCGGACUGCUUUGCAUUAAAUUACACAGGGCAAGCGAGAUGGGUCAAUGUCAAAGUGAACUUCGAUAACGUCGGUCUUGGAUAUCUUUCCCUACUGCAAGUGGCAACCUUCAAGGGCUGGAUGGAUAUCAUGUAUGCCGCUGUUGAUUCCCGUGAUAUUGAGGAGCAGCCGUCUUAUGAAAUAAACCUUUAUAUGUAUUUGUACUUUGUCAUAUUCAUCAUUUUUGGAGCUUUCUUCACGCUGAACCUGUUCAUUGGUGUGAUUAUUGACAACUUUAACCAACAAAAGAAAAAGUUUGGAGGUAAAGAUAUCUUCAUGACGGAGGAGCAAAAGAAAUACUACAAUGCCAUGAAAAAGUUGGGUUCAAAGAAGCCGCAGAAACCUAUUCCACGGCCAGCGAACAAAAUUCAAGGUUUGGUGUUCGACUUUGUCUCCAAGCAGCUGUUUGACAUUGUGAUUAUGAUUUUAAUUUGCCUCAACAUGGUAACAAUGAUGAUCGAAACAGACGACCAAAGCCAAGAAAAAACGGACAUUCUCUUCAAGAUCAACCUGGUCUUCAUCGUCAUCUUCACUACGGAAUGUGUGCUCAAGAUGUUUGCUUUGAGAUAUUAUUUCUUUACCAUCGGGUGGAAUAUCUUUGACUUUGUAGUGGUCAUCCUAUCUAUCGUUGGGAUUGUCCUUUCGGAUCUCAUAGCGGAGUACUUUGUAUCCCCUACGCUCUUCAGAGUGAUCAGACUGGCGAGAAUAGGGAGAGUCCUUCGGCUCAUCAGAGGUGCGAAAGGGAUCCGUACACUUCUGUUCGCCCUUAUGAUGUCCCUACCGGCUCUCUUUAACAUCGGGCUCCUGCUUUUCUUGGUGAUGUUCAUCUACUCCAUCUUCGGAAUGUCCAACUUUGCCUACGUGAAGAAGGAAUCCGGAAUAGAUGAUAUGUUUAACUUUGAAACAUUUGGAAACAGCAUGAUAUGCUUGUUCGAAAUCACCACCUCUGCAGGCUGGGACGGGCUCUUGAAUCCCAUUCUGAAUAGCGCCGCGCCGGAUUGCGACCCUCACCUGGAAAACCCUGGAUCUGGCGUACAUGGGAACUGCGGUAAUCCAUCCAUUGGUAUUGUUUUCUUUUGCAGUUACAUCAUCAUUUCAUUUUUGAUCGUUGUCAAUAUGUACAUUGCCAUUAUCCUGGAGAACUUUAACGUGGCUACGGAAGAGAGCAGCGAACCGCUUUGCGAGGAUGACUUUGAGAUGUUCUAUGAAACUUGGGAAAAGUUCGACCCGGAUGCCACCCAGUUUAUCGCCUACAGUCGAAUGUCAGACUUUGUAGAUACUCUGCAGGCGCCGUUACGGAUUGCUAAACCAAAUAAGAUUAAGUUAAUCACCUUGGACCUUCCUAUGGUGACUGGAGAUAAGAUUCACUGCUUGGAUAUUCUUUUUGCAUUGACUAAAGAGGUUUUGGGGGACUCUGGAGAAAUGGACGCACUUAAAGCCUCAAUGGAAGAGAAGUUUAUGGCUGCUAAUCCGUCGAAAGUGUCUUAUGAACCCAUCACCACCACUAUGAAAAGGAAGCAGGAGGAAGUCUGUGCCAUAAAAAUCCAGAGGGCAUUCAGGAGACACCUCCUCAAGCGUUCUGUGAAACACGCUUCCUACGUCUUCCGGCAGAAUCACGAUCAACACUCCGCAGCUGAGGAGCCUCCGGAAAAAGAAGGCUUGGUCGCCGACCGAAUAAACGAUGCCUACGAACAGUAUUUAGAAGGAGGGGAAGGAAAUCAACGUCCAAGAUCCACGAACAGAAGUUCUCAAAGCAGUGGAGUGGAUAUUUAUGUAAGAGAGACUUUUGUGUAGACUCAAAUAAGCCAUGCUAAAGGAGGUCAUUAAGUGUAGAGCUCUAUGAGUAGACAUGCACUGUUCUGAGUUACUGAAUAUCCGAAAUUCAAAAUCUUGGGGAUGUAAUGGUUACUUUUUGGGUUUUUUUAAUAAUAUUUAAGAUAAGGGCAGGCUGUUGCCCUGAAAUCAUCUGGGUUUUUUUUU